Messenger RNA from Amorphotheca resinae ATCC 22711, 1365 nucleotides. RefSeq lists its product as hypothetical. The transcript is spliced from 2 exons. The record is from RefSeq and is a predicted model, not a curated record. Lineage: Eukaryota; Fungi; Ascomycota; Leotiomycetes; Helotiales; Amorphothecaceae. The coding region runs from base 1 to 1365 and encodes 454 amino acids. Gene Ontology annotation, molecular function: protein serine/threonine kinase activity; ATP binding. Gene Ontology annotation, biological process: protein phosphorylation; intracellular signal transduction.
AUGCGAGAGAAUGAAAAGUUCACGUUUGGCUCUUCAUCGAACAAUGAUGUGGUUCUCAAGCAUCUUGAGGAAUCGAGCCAGGAAUGUUGCUACAUAAACUUCUUGCACCUCCAGCUAUACCCAGACCCGGACUCUGGCGCGCUGACCUUGUAUAAUACUUCAACUUCUACCUUCGAUGUUCACUCCCUCUCCGCCCCUCAAUUCGACGAUAACGUUUUACCGGGUCAGAAAACAAUGAUCGAAUGCGGAAAUUGGCAGCUUAGGCUUGGAAAAGGAUUGGAUUUUGAGAUCAGGGUUAUGCCGCAUACUCCCGAGGAAGCAGGCCAUAAUCGAUCACUCAUCUCUCCUGUUACGGCUACGACCGCUUUACUCGCCAAGCCCAUAGCAAAGGCAGCCACAGUUGGGCCACUCAAAGAGAAAAUUGUCGAGGCUCCUGUGCCGUCCGUAACGAGACCUGGGGCGAUCCAUAUCAGAAACAAGACUCUCAUAGCAGAUCGUACAGCGGAAGGAGCAACAACGGGAUCGAAAGCUCCUCCAUUACGACUGCAGGCUUCUCAUAGCCUAGAGCCUCUAAUCCUGGGCGAAACUAUCGGCAAAACUCCUCACACUCAGGUCUUCAAGGCCAUCCGCAAUGACAUAGUGGUUGCAGUCAAGAUGUGCCGGAAACCCGAAAUAAAAUCAUCCGCAGACACAUGGAGAAAUGAGCUGGAAAUACUACGCAAUUUAAAUCAUCCAUCAAUUAUAAACCUCAUAAACUACGACGCCGCAACUUUGAGCCUUGAACUUGAAUAUAUAGGGCCUGAUCUAGCCCAAUUCGUUGAUAGACACCAAAUGUCACAACUGUCGGAAAAUUUACGACAUCGUGUUUGGAUGGAUGUUAGUCGUGGCAUAGAGUAUAUACACUCCCAGGACGUCACUCAUUUCGAUGUUAAGCCCAGUAAUAUACUGCUUGGUGAUCGGGCUGUGCUUUGCGAUUUUGGAACUUCCGUCAAAGGGACUGUCAAACCGACGUCUAGUCCCGGUGGAACACCUUGCUACGUACCACCAGAGUAUCUCUAUGGCAAUCUGCGAGGAUCUUCCGGUGAUAUCUGGGCCUUUGGCGUCACCAUGCUGUUUGUCUGCGGCCUAAUACCUCUACCACGUGGCAGUUGGAAGAUUGCGGAGGUUCCUGCGCAGGGUGCUGCUUCUAGGAAGAUGGCUGAUUGGGUUGACGAAGUUGAGCGCGUCACAGAGAAUAUCCCAGAGGGCCUUGCUCUUCUCCGAUCGAUGCUCACGCCGAGAUCCAAGGAACGAAUUACAGCUCCACAGUUGGUUAACAAAUUGCUUGAAAUGCUACCACGCGAGCCACUGGAACUCCUUGCAUAG